CGGCCGACUUCCGGCGUGGGUACGGGUCGGCGCACGUGGUCUCAGUUCGUUUGACUUUGCGGAGCCAUGGAGGGUGGCUUCGGCUCGGAUUUCGGGAGCUCCGGUGGCGGCAAGCUGGACCCGGGGCUCAUCAUGGAGCAGGUGAAGGUGCAGAUCGCCGUGGCUAACGCUCAGGAGCUGCUGCAGAGGAUGACGGACAAGUGCUUCCGGAAGUGCAUCGGGAAGCCGGGGGGCUCCCUGGACAACUCGGAACAGAAGUGCAUCGCCAUGUGCAUGGACCGCUACAUGGAUGCCUGGAACACCGUGUCCCGCGCCUACAACUCACGGCUGCAGCGGGAACGAGCCAACAUGUGACCCCGCCGCGCCCGGCCCCCACCCCCCAUUCCAUUUCCAUAAAUGCUCUCUGCGAAGCGGGGGCCCGCUCGUGCAUCCUGCCUGCCCGUGCUUCUGAGGAGGAGACUGGCGCCGCGACGCUGGGACGUUGCUCCCCUCCCGCCUGCCAGCAAGCGCAGCGUGGGUCUCGGGGGGCCCUGGGACCUCGCCCAGUGCCGGCAGCCCGGCGGCACGUGCCCUGGUGUGCACCAGCUCACCUCGUGCCUUGGGCGGAGAAUCCGCAUUUGGACCUGGGGUGCGGUCAGGCCCCACCUGAGCUGUGACCUCCUGACGUGGGCGGCCAAUAAAUGAGGGAGGGGCGGAGAGAA
Ailuropoda melanoleuca (giant panda) is the source of this 701-nucleotide messenger RNA. RefSeq names its product translocase of inner mitochondrial membrane 13 (gene TIMM13). The transcript is spliced from 3 exons. The record is from RefSeq and is a predicted model, not a curated record. The coding region runs from base 67 to 354 and encodes 95 amino acids. Lineage: Eukaryota; Metazoa; Chordata; Mammalia; Carnivora; Ursidae.